Messenger RNA from Pyrenophora tritici-repentis Pt-1C-BFP, 1330 nucleotides. Its product is annotated as UbiA, 4-hydroxybenzoate polyprenyltransferase and related prenyltransferase. Gene Ontology annotation, biological process: ubiquinone biosynthetic process. Gene Ontology annotation, cellular component: mitochondrial inner membrane. Gene Ontology annotation, molecular function: 4-hydroxybenzoate polyprenyltransferase activity. The record is from RefSeq and is a predicted model, not a curated record. Lineage: Eukaryota; Fungi; Ascomycota; Dothideomycetes; Pleosporales; Pleosporaceae.
ACAGUGCACACUCACCUUCAUCGGACCGAUCGAGUAUGUAUCUGUGAUAACAAAGCUCUUGUUGACCGCCUGAUUCCCAAGCAUGGCUUUUCUACGACCUUGUUUGAUACGGUCUACAACCGCAAAAUGGCAACACAUCAGUAGUCUGUCAAGAUUAUAUUUCAAUCGGACCAGGCAUUCACACGGAGGACAAGAACACUCAUCAACUUUGCCUGCAGUCUACAAGUUGCCACCUGCACAUCUAAUAAGAUUGAAAAGUUCGAUAUCGCCAUUUUCUCGUGCGCGCAUAACAACAGGAGCAACCCCUCAAAAUUUACCUUCCAAAUCACUUCAGGCCUACACACCACCGACCACGGGUUUCUUGUCCCAUCUUCCACAAAAGGCCGUACCAUAUGGCGAGUUGAUGAGGCUUGAUAAACCAACAGGCACUUACUACCUUUUCUUCCCUUGCAUGUUCAGUACGCUGCUCGCUGCUACCAUGGCCACCCCUAUCGCUGCACCAUCCGCCGUACUCGGUACAACCGCUCUCUUUUUCACAGGAGCCCUUGUGAUGAGAGGAGCAGGAUGCACCAUCAAUGAUCUGUGGGACCGCAAUCUGGAUCCACACGUUGAGCGGACCCGUUUACGGCCAAUUGCCAGACGAGCAAUUACACCUCAGCAAGCCCUCGUCUUCCUCGGCGGUCAGCUUACGACCGGCCUUGCGGUUCUUCUAUCUCUCCCAUUCGAAUGUUUCUGGUACGCGACGCCAUCGUUGUUGUUUGUUACGCUGUAUCCUUUGGCUAAGAGAGUAACCUACUAUCCGCAAUUCGUUCUCGGGCUCACCUUCUCCUGGGGUGCAAUGUUGGGAUUUCCCGCACUCGGUAUCGAUUUGCUUUCCAACCAAGCGGCCCUCACGGCAGCGGCAUGUCUGUAUGCUAGCAACGUCGCGUGGACCGUUCUUUACGACAUGAUAUAUGCCCACAUGGAUAUCAAAGACGAUGUCAAGGCUGGCAUCAAGAGUAUCGCACUCAAGCAUGAGAAUGAAACCAAGAUGGUCUUGUCCGGUCUUGCCGUUGUCCAGCUCGGUCUACUAUCUGCUACAGGAAUCGCAGCGGGACUGGGACCAGUCUACUAUGCUGUAUCCGUUGGAGGGGCAGGACUUACUCUGGGUGCCAUGAUUCGAAGAGUCAAGUUGAAGAAUGUCAAGAACUGCUGGUGGUGGUUCGUGAACGGGGCAUGGUUUACUGGAGGUGCAAUCAGUCUGGGCCUAGCUGGCGAAUACGUGAUGCACCUCCUUGGGUGGUACGGUGAUAGAGAGGAGUCAGAAAAGCAUAAGCUCAUCACUGCUUGA